AUGCGUGGGAACCAAAGGAGAUUGGGUAUAUCUUCGAAAAGAACCUUCCUGAUGAUCUUUAAACACUUUGGAGCUGAAAUAUUUUUUGGAAAUAUCCCCAAUUUAUUGAUUGGCCCUUUGCCCUGCCAUCUCAAUUGCGGUUUUAACUGCAAUGAGAAGUGCCACCUUUGCGAUGCGACUGAUUGGCACUGCUUUGGGGAGGACGCAGCAUGGAGGGCGACAGUGGGCGUGAAUCGAUCUACAAGCCCCUUUUGGAAUAUGCACAUACCAUUGCUGUCAAUUCCAGGAAUGACCUCCACAACCAUAUUGCCUGACAGCUGCCAUACUUUCCACUUAGGAUGGGGGGUGGACUUGGGGUCUUCGGGUUUGGUGUUGAUGUGCAAACGAGAUGUGUUUCCAGGGAGAACCUUGGAUGAUCGUCUCCGAAAUGCGUACAGCAUGUUUAUGUCAUGGUGUGCUCAAAACAAGAAGACCUCUGGCAUAGAUUGGUGGUCCACAAAAAAAUUGGAUAUGGCAUCGACCAAUGACUGGCCAACAUCACUGGGGAGCUCAAAGGCUUUUGAUACGUCCCUUGUGUUAGCGUGGCAAGAGUCACUUCUUAUUGAGAUGGACUGCCAACAUGAAGAUCUACUCCAAGCUUUGAAGGACGACCUGGAACGCUCGGUCCGCUACUUCCACCGCGAUCGCGUGCUGAUCCGCUUUGGUCGCGUGGGAGCGAAGAAGAACUUCACGCCAGGGGUCUUCAAUAAGAACAAAGGAGGCAUCUCGGCGAGUCUUGGUUCGGAAGAGAAGCACCAGGAAGAGGCGAAAGAGGCAUUAGAGAAGUUGGUGAAAGAAUUUAAAGGAUACAUUCGGUUACCUGGCGACGGGGACAUCAAGAAGGACAAAGAAGGAAAGACCAAACGGCAAAGCGACGGUACACCUGCGUAUAACAUGGCCAAAUGCGGCGUGGUCUUCUUGUGGAACCGCCAACUUGGUCUCCGAGAGGUACCUGAAGACAAGGCCCUCCAGGCUGGCUUUAGAUGUUGGCGAUGCCGUGCCGGGAAGAAAGCCGUGCCGGGAAAGAAAUGCUGCUGUGUGAGGCCGAACUAUGAGGAGACCUACGACAUCUUCCGCGCUGAACACCAAGGUCAAGGCGAAGAUGAAAUUGAGAAGAAGUUCCAAGCAAUGGUUAAGGAUCCUGAACUGAGGGAGCAGAGGGAGCACUAUCAGAUGUUGGCCUCACUGCAGUUUGAAAAACUCCAGUGGCAGAAGCCCAAGAAACUUCGCGGUCGUCCCAGCCUUCCCAGCCGUCCCAGCGCUAGCCGUCCCAUUUCAGCGCCCAAGCGCCGCAGUGAGGGAGAAGCCGAGGGACGCGAACGAAAGCGACAGAAAAAAUUGUGGGCCUGGAUUUGGGUGCUGCCCGGCACACCCUGCGGGGCGGCCCAGCGCCAGGCAUCGCAAGUGUUGGGGCAGGAGGUGGUUCGCUUGGAAGGGCCUGAGGGACUUCUGGAUGCGUCCAAGGCCUUAGGUCCCAUGGAAGCAGGUCAAGUGCUCUUGGCCCACGCCGACUCACUGGACCUCCUGGGAGAAGCUUCGAAUGAUGCGCACCCAGCGAGUCGUAGUGGGCCUGGUGUGGUGCAAGGCAUUAUGGACUUCGGCUACCACCAGUACUUGAGUGAAGUGUGCAAUUUCUGUCAUCGCUUCCAUGUGAUCAUCAAGUGCCCCAAAGCUUUAGCCGAAGCCACAAAGGAAAACGUCAUCGCAAAGUUUGAACCCAGAGAGUUCUCGUUGACCAUCCGCGGCUUGCGCCACGACUUCCGCUUGAGAAGAAGCUUCGGCGCCAAGACUUCACUGCCGGUGAACUUUAAGGUCUCUCCCGAGAGAUGUACUGUUGUUGUUUCACCUGGCAAGAAGGUGGAGCUCAUUCUACGUCCUGCCUUGCCGAGUAGCUUUAGACCUGGAAACAGGGUGAAACUUCAAAACCUUCAAAGUAAGGAUGCUGUGCGACUCAAUGGUCAUUUCGGUACCAUCCAAGGCUUCGUGGAUGGCGACCUGAACGCGGUGCGCUAUGCAGUGCAGUUGGAUGAUGGCGAAAAACUCCGGGUGCGUCCCAAGAACAUGGUUUUGGUCAGCUGAAUGCUGCUGAAUCCGCCGGCCAAUUUGGUUAUUUGAUGUUAUUUGGGGUUUCGUUGUUCGUCUAAAAAUUAGUGGAAAUGGUGGGAGAGGUGAUCAACAAGCACAAUAAUGUAAGC
Cladocopium goreaui is the source of this 2234-nucleotide messenger RNA. NCBI's taxonomy places the organism in Eukaryota, Dinophyceae, Suessiales, Symbiodiniaceae. The record is from the annotation of a GenBank genome assembly.